AUGUCCACCCUCCCCGUGCAGGGCAAAGCAGGGCAACGCAGGGCAGCCGGGGCACCCAAGGCCCAAGGACAUGCAUGGCCCUCUGCCAGACGCAGCGCUAGGAACGAGUGCGCGCGCGGCGGCUGCCCAUUUAUUUACACAGUCGAGCCGCUGCCAUGGCUGUGCGAGAGAGCAGCGCAGUGGCAUGGGUGGGUGGAUGGACGGAUGGAUGGCGGUGCAGGUCGAGUGGCUCUGCCCAAAAAGAGGCGCACAAGCAGGCUGCCGCUGAUUGGCCUGGCACGCGUGCCCCCUUCCCGUCCCCCUCUCGACCCUCACGACUCCCUCGGUCACAUCACAUCGUAUCGUGCUAUUGCCAUGGGCGUGGACUAA
Molecule: messenger RNA, 369 nt
Organism: Bipolaris maydis ATCC 48331
Lineage: Eukaryota; Fungi; Ascomycota; Dothideomycetes; Pleosporales; Pleosporaceae
Source: RefSeq, a predicted model, not a curated record